Molecule: messenger RNA, 1673 nt
Organism: Diorhabda carinulata
Lineage: Eukaryota; Metazoa; Arthropoda; Insecta; Coleoptera; Chrysomelidae
Product: testis-specific serine/threonine-protein kinase 1-like
Exons: 1
Coding region: 101-1177 (358 amino acids)
Biological process (GO): microtubule cytoskeleton organization; intracellular signal transduction; protein phosphorylation
Cellular component (GO): cytoplasm
Molecular function (GO): tau-protein kinase activity; ATP binding; protein serine/threonine kinase activity
Source: RefSeq, a predicted model, not a curated record
UUCAAUUAACAUAAAGAAAAGUCGAAUCGGUCGAAAUUGUCAUAUCGUGGCAUGGUCAAAAUUUCAGUGAAAAUCUAACGAAGAUGAUUUUGAAUCGAGCAUGGCCCCCGGUCUCUCGCUUCGAGAAUCAGAAGAACUCACCCUGUCCUCUCGAGGAUACCGCCUUCUGCAGAAAUUAGGAGAAGGAUCCUACGCCCAGGUAUUUCUAGCCGAAUUCAUCGGCAGCAACACGGCGUCGGACGACAAAGAGAAAACCCCCAAAUUCCUCGCUUGCAAGAUAGUCGACAUAAGCAAAGCCCCCGCGGACUUCGUCAAAAAGUUCCUGCCCAGAGAACUCGACAUACUGGUCAGAAUAAGCCACCCGCACAUAAUACACAUACACAGCAUAUUCCAAAGGAAGCAAAAGUAUUUCAUCUUCAUGCGGCACGCCGAAAACGGCGACCUCCUGGAGUACAUACUGAAAAAGGGGCCGAUAUCGGAGGCCCAGAGCCGAGUGUGGUUCCGACAAGUCACGUUGGCCGUGCAGUACUUGCACGACAUGGACAUCGCCCAUCGCGACCUCAAGUGCGAAAACUGUUUGAUCACCAACAAUUUCAACCUGAAAUUGGCCGAUUUCGGGUUUUCGCGCUUCGUCACCGACUCCCACGGCAGGAAAUUGACGAGCACCACGUACUGCGGUUCGCUGUCGUACGCCGCGCCCGAAGUCCUCAGAGGCAUGCCCUAUUACCCGAAGAACGCCGACGUCUGGUCCCUGGGCAUCAUCCUCUACAUCAUGGUGAACAAGGCGAUGCCCUUCGACGACACCAACGUCAAGAGGUUGAACGAACAGCAGCUGAACCGCCGAUGGAAGUUCCGGCCCAAGGUCGUGGACGCGCUCUCCGAGCAAAUCAAAUCGCUGGUCGUCCAUCUGCUCGAACCGGAAAUAACGAAGCGGUACCGCAUCGAGGACAUUUUGAAUUCGGAUUGGAUAUCGAUGGAUCCGCGCCUGAAGAUGAUGAGCCAGGCGGAGGAGGCGGCGUUGGCGCAAGCGCAAAUCGACAGGAGACAUUAUAUCGAGCAGUUGAGCAAGAAGGUUCACGAAAAGAAACUGUCCCAAAACGAAGAAAUCAAAAUAUUCAAAACGAACGAAUUGGAAGAGGAUAAGAAGACGACGAGCAGCGCGUCCGCUUUAACUUGAUCGAUUCAUCGAUUAUUAUAAGUGUUUCGAUUGCGGUUUUUAUCGAUGGUUGCGUCUCUGAUCUAAGUGGUGAUGUUGAAAAUAAAAUUUUUCAUUUCGAUUCUUUUUUUUUUUUUUUUUUUUUCGUUCGAUUGCGCGCGCGUACUAUGUCGGCAUAAUAAUCGAAUAAUCAUCCGUUAAUAGGGUGAUCGAUUAAUCGAUAGAAAUAUUUUGAAAAGAAUCGAUUAAUCGGAUAUAAUUUCAAUUUAACGAUUAAAAAAAUUUGUUUUCUCACUAAUUAUUUCGAUAUCGGAAUGUUUUGAAACUUUUUUUCGAAUAAUCGAUUAUUACCGACUUAUCGAUUAUUUUUGAUUAAUCGAAAAUAAUCGGUUAUUUUAUAUAAUCGAUUAUUUUUUUAAUAAUUGCCCAGCCCUAAUCUUGAUAUAGACAAAUAAAAAACAAAUAUUUGUAAUUGCAUGUGGUUUUAUCAUUAUACGACAUAAUCUCUACUACUACA